Messenger RNA from Closterium sp. Yama58-4, 2082 nucleotides. The record is from the annotation of a GenBank genome assembly. Lineage: Eukaryota; Viridiplantae; Streptophyta; Zygnematophyceae; Desmidiales; Closteriaceae.
AUGGAGAGACGAAGCAGAAGGGGAGGCGUUAUGGGGAGGCGGGGCCGGAAGGGGUCGAGACGGCAAGAGGUGGCGGAAGAGGAAGAGGAGGAAGAGGAGACGGAGGAGGAGGAGGGAGUUUCCGGGGAGGAAGAAGAGGAGAGUGAGAGAGAAGUGAGGAGGAAGGGUGAGGAUGGGAGUGUGUGGGAUGAGAUUAUGAGCAAAUUGGACGAAGGGACGGGCAAGGGUGGACGGGAACGAGGGAAGCGCAUCAGCCGAAAGCGUAGAGGAGCAGUCAGAGGUGGAUUGGGUGGCAUGGGUAGAGGGAGCGGUGAGAAUGGGUUGGAAGGCAGCAAGAGUGGGUUAGAAGGCGGUGAGGAAGGGUUAGGAGGGGGGCAGAGGUCCGGUGCAGGGGGCGAGGAGCAGCACGAGAUUGAUGAGCUGCUGAAGGGAAUCGAGCAGCACCUAGGGGGCACUGGGCUCAGGGGAGCCGGCGAGGGCGGGGAGCGUGGGGAGCGGGUGGGUGGCAGUGAUGUGAGAACGGGCGAUGGAGGCCAGGCGCAGGAUGCGGAGCAGGGAGAAAGAAGGGAGGGGGUGGGUGGCGGAGCAGAGCAGGGGUCUGAUGGGGAGGCGGACAGGGAGCAGAGCAAAGGCGGCACGGAGGAGAGCGGCAGCAGCAACGGCGGCGGCAGCAGCAGCAGUGGAGAGGGUGGUGUGAGUGGCAGCAGGGCAGCUGGGCUGGACGGUGCAGUGGAGGAUGGAGGGGACGGGCGGAGAAGUGAUAGCAGUGCUGACAGUGAGGGGCUGCAGGGUGCGGGGCUGGGGGAGGCAGGGGCGGGGGGAGAGAGAGCAAGUGGGGCAGAAGGGUCAAGCGGGGAGGAGGUUAAUGAGGGGACUGGACAAAGGAGCAAGGAUGGCUCUGAAGAGGAGGAAAGGAAGGAGGGAGGUGCGGAAGGCAUUGCGGAUGGAUCUGGUGUUGGUGAGGGUGGUGAGGGUGGUGCUUCAUUAGGUGAUUCCACCAAGAGUGACGGUGGCGAGAGUGAUAGUAAUGAAGGUGGAAAAAAGGCUGGUGAAAACAGUCAGAGCGACACCAGGUUGAGUGUGAGGGAUGAGCAGCCGGAAGAAGGUGGUUCAGAUGGAGGCAUGAGAGAUGCGUCAGAGGCAACAGGUAGUGAUGGCGGGGAGGCGGUGGGAGGAGUUGGCAGUGAGAAUGGCCCUGGUGAGUUGAGAGGAGAAAUUGGGGAGGGAAAGGAGGGGAAAGAAGGCACAAGCGGUGAUGACAUGCAAGUGGUGCAAGAGCGCUAUCUGCUAAACAUGGCGCGCACUCUCUUCCUCGUCGCUCUCGCCCUCGGCCUCGUCGCUGCCGCCAAUGCGGCUUCCGUGCCUUUCUCCUACGACAAGAGCGGCACGGACUGGCCGGGCGCGUGCGCGUCGGGCGAGCGGCAGUCGCCGAUCAACAUCGUGAUGGACGAGGCGGUGCUGGGCGCAUCGAAAGAGCUCUUCCACCUCAACUACUCCACCGCCGCCACCGUCGCCGUCAUCAAUAAGGGCUCCACCAUCCAGGUUGUGCCCGCGGAAACGGAGUCGCACAUGCUGCAUUUGUCGUCGGGCGACUACAAGCUGCUGCAGAUGCACGUGCACGCCAUGUCGGAGCACACGGUGAACGGGCUGUUCGCGCCCAUGGAGGCGCACUUCGUGCACGUGCACGUCGACGACCCCAAGAAGCUCGCCGUCGUCGGCGUCAUGCUGCGCCUCCAUCGUGACGACGCCAACUCCACUUGGAUCAACCAGUGGUUGUCUCCCGCCCCUGCCGCUAACGGCGCGAACGUGACUGUGCCCGUCUCGUCCGACUUCUGGUCGACCCUGCUGCAGCCGUCGUGGGGCUUCUGGACGUACCCUGGCUCGCUCACGACGCCCGAGUGCGACGAGAUCGUGCAGUGGCACGUGCUGCGCAAGUCGCAGCCGCUGUCUGUGGCGCAGACGAUCCACUUCAUGAACAUGAUGGCCGUUACGAAUAACGGCGAGCGCACUGACAACCGCUUCCCGCAGCCCAUCAACGGCCGCACGGUCUAUUUUUACUACCCCGAGUCGCUCCCUCAGUAA